Danaus plexippus (monarch butterfly) is the source of this 613-nucleotide messenger RNA. RefSeq names its product oligosaccharyltransferase complex subunit ostc-A. The transcript has 2 exons. Gene Ontology annotation, cellular component: oligosaccharyltransferase complex. The record is from RefSeq and is a predicted model, not a curated record. Lineage: Eukaryota; Metazoa; Arthropoda; Insecta; Lepidoptera; Nymphalidae. Bases 88 to 537 code for a protein of 149 amino acids.
ACAUCCGUACAUCGGCAUCGACGUCAACAUUCAAUAAAGUAACUGGCGGUAGCGGUUGGAUUGUUUUUGCAAAAGUAUACGUUAAACAUGGAGGCAUUAUACGCUAUUCCAUUUUCAGUGUUGGAAAUUCCCAAUAUCAAAAUAAAAAAGCCAUCAUGGCUUCAGGCCCCUUCUGCAAUGACGACAUUUUCAUUGGUUUUAGUUUCAUACUUUUUGGUAACUGGAGGUAUCAUAUACGACGUCAUCGUGGAACCGCCCAGCGUGGGUUCUACAACUGACGAACACGGCCACAGCAGGCCGGUAGCGUUUAUGCCGAACAGAGUUAACGGGCAGUACAUAAUGGAGGGCUUGGCAUCAAGCUUUCUUUUCUCCCUCGGAGGACUGGGUUUCAUUAUAUUGGACCGCACCCACAACCCUUCAACACCAAAAUUGAACAGAAUCUUGCUGAUAUCAGUGGCAUUUCUGUGUAUCCUUGUAUCCUUCUUCACAACCUGGAUCUUUAUGAGGAUGAAGUUGCCCGGUUAUUUACAGAACUAAUUUUAGUCUUAUAUAUAUUAAUAGAAUCAAAAUUUUCUAUUAUAUUAAGUUGAAAUAUAUUUUUAUGAAUAAGUGA